Molecule: messenger RNA, 1301 nt
Organism: Ananas comosus (pineapple)
Lineage: Eukaryota; Viridiplantae; Streptophyta; Magnoliopsida; Poales; Bromeliaceae
Product: calcium uniporter protein 6, mitochondrial-like
Exons: 3
Coding region: 129-1082 (317 amino acids)
Biological process (GO): mitochondrial calcium ion homeostasis; calcium import into the mitochondrion
Cellular component (GO): uniplex complex; mitochondrial inner membrane
Molecular function (GO): uniporter activity; calcium channel activity
Source: RefSeq, a predicted model, not a curated record
CCAAUGAUGGCCACGAAUAAGGUCAAAAAAAACACCGUACCCGCUGCGCCACAAUGUCUCCGAUCACCUCCUCUCCCGGUCACCGCCAGUGACCACGAACCCUAACCCUAACCCUAAACCUAACCCUAAUGUGGUGGCGCUCCUCGUCGCGCGCGCUCCUCAGGGCCCUGGCGGGGGCCCCGGCGUGCCCUAGAGGGCGCCGAUGGGGGGCGGAGCGGCCGAUCCGACGACCCUGGAUUCACCUCACCUCCCUCUCCUCCUCCUCCUCGUCCUCGGCGUCGCCGGCGAGCGGCGGCGGAGCGGGGGAGGAGGUGACGACGGCGGAGGCGAGGAGGCUGAUGCGGCUGGUGAACGUGGAGGCGCUGAAGCGGCGGCUCGGGGAGGGGGGCGGGGAGGUUAUCGGGUACACGGAGCUUCUUGCGGCGUGCGAGGGGGUCGGGGUGGCGCGGACGCGGGCGGAGGCGGAGGCGUUCGCGCGCGUCCUCGACGAGGCCGGGGUCGUCCUCCUCUUCCGCGACAAGGUCUACCUCCACCCCGACAAGGUGGUUGUGGAUUUGGUGAGAAGAGCCGUGCCCCUUGCGCUCACACCAGAAAAUGAUCCAAGGAAAGAGGAGCUGAAGCAGCUGCAAUUGAAGAAGGAAGAGAUCGAUAAGCUUGCCCACAAGCAGGUCCGACGAAUUCUAUGGUCAGGGUUAGGGUUUCUCAUCACUCAGGUCGGGCUCUUCUUUCGGCUCACAUUUUGGGAAUUCUCAUGGGAUGUCAUGGAACCAAUAGCAUUCUUCACAACGACGACCGGCCUUCUUGUUGGAUAUGCUUAUUUCCUAAUUACAUCGCGGGAUCCAACUUACCAAGAUUUCAUGGAAAGGCUCUUCACUUCUAGACAGAAAAAGCUGCUUGAGAAGCACCAUUUUAACAUGGAGAGGUACACAGAACUGCAGAAGCAUUGUAAAAACCCUUGGGAUAAGAUUGCAGGGUGCGAGCAUCUCAGCGCAACUGAUGCUUCUCAUCUUCAACAGUUCUCUCUCUACAAAAAUUGUGAAAAUUUCUGUGCUCGGGACGAUUCAACCGCCCAUGUGAGGUAGGAAUGCGGAGCUCGUCUGCAUCAAAUGCCCAAAUUGUAUGUCUCUAAUGAUUAUCGUGCUUGCUCUACGCACAAAAAAUUCAGAUUCUUUUUUUUUUUCAAAAUGAAUGAUGUGAUCGCGGUGUGUAAAGUUAUUUUGUGCGGAGGAUUACUAUCCAAUUGAAUUCCUCCUCUAUGGGCGCGUUUGACCCAAAAAGAAUUUAAGAGUAGAAGCAUAUGG